Cajanus cajan (pigeon pea) is the source of this 1474-nucleotide messenger RNA. Its product is annotated as ADP/ATP translocase 3, mitochondrial. The record is from RefSeq and is a predicted model, not a curated record. Gene Ontology annotation, biological process: mitochondrial ADP transmembrane transport; mitochondrial ATP transmembrane transport. Lineage: Eukaryota; Viridiplantae; Streptophyta; Magnoliopsida; Fabales; Fabaceae. Gene Ontology annotation, molecular function: ATP:ADP antiporter activity. Gene Ontology annotation, cellular component: mitochondrial inner membrane.
CCUAGUUUUGCAGUGGUUCUCCCAUUUAUUCGGCUUGUGUCGUUUCCUUCCCUUUCCUCACGAUCCGAGGAAGACACCAAUCAUCUCUCCGCGCCCUUUUUGGGUAACCGUCUGAAGUGCAGCAAUGGAGGAUGGAUUGCAUUUGCGGCAUCCAUCGGUAGUUCAGAAGUUGUCUGGACAGUCUUAUCUUGUGUCCAGGCUUGCCCCAAAUCACUCCAGAAACUAUUCUACCACUGGUAGUUACUUCAACGGGGGCUUGCAGUCUUCGGGUUUGGUUCCGGUCACUGCACAUGCGCCGGCUGAGAAAGGGGCCGCUGCAUUUUUGGUGGAUUUCCUCAUGGGAGGAGUGUCGGCUGCUGUGUCCAAGACGGCUGCUGCUCCAAUUGAGCGAGUUAAGUUGCUUAUCCAGAACCAGGAUGAAAUGAUCAAGAGUGGGCGUCUGUCUGAGCCAUACAAGGGAAUUGGUGAUUGUUUCACUCGAACCAUGAAGGAUGAAGGCGUGAUUGCUCUUUGGAGAGGAAAUACUGCUAAUGUUAUCAGAUACUUCCCUACUCAGGCUCUGAACUUUGCUUUCAAGGAUUAUUUCAAGAGGCUUUUCAACUUCAAAAAAGAUAAAGAUGGCUACUGGAAAUGGUUUGCUGGGAAUUUAGCAUCUGGUGGGGCUGCUGGGGCUUCCUCCCUUUUGUUUGUCUAUUCAUUGGACUAUGCACGAACACGUUUAGCAAAUGAUGCUAAGGCUGCGAAGAAGGGUGGUGAGAGACAGUUCAAUGGCAUGAUUGAUGUUUACAAGAAAACCAUCAAGUCUGAUGGUAUUGCUGGCCUUUACCGUGGCUUCAACAUCUCAUGUGUUGGAAUCAUAGUGUACCGUGGACUUUACUUCGGAAUGUAUGAUUCACUGAAACCAGUGGUCUUGGUUGGUGGAUUGCAGGAUAGUUUCUUUGCAAGUUUUCUUUUGGGAUGGGGGAUCACAAUAGGUGCUGGCUUGGCCUCUUACCCCAUUGAUACUGUGCGUAGAAGAAUGAUGAUGACAUCAGGAGAAGCGGUUAAAUACAAGAGUUCUUUGGAUGCAUUCAAGACAAUCGUAGCAAAAGAGGGUACUAAGUCACUCUUUAAAGGUGCUGGUGCAAACAUAUUACGUGCUGUUGCAGGUGCUGGGGUGCUUGCCGGUUAUGAUAAGCUACAGCUCAUCUUGUUUGGAAAGAAAUAUGGUUCUGGUGGAGGUUAAGGUACAGAUAAUGAUGACGACAACUAUGGUGGAAUCAUGUUUCCCCUUUGCAUUCAAUAAUUUGGUUGAAAAAUAGUGGUUUUGAAGUUUCCCCUAUGUAGGGGCUUUAUAUUCAGAAAUCAUAGUUUUGCAAACUUUAAUUUUUGUUGGUUUAUUACAUGUCCUUAGCUUAUUAUCCGUGUAGUUUUUAGACGUUUUGGUUGAAAUAAUUGGAGACUGAAGUUUUAUUUAUUCAUGUUUUUUCUGGAA